This is a messenger RNA of Anopheles nili, 1359 nucleotides long. RefSeq lists its product as uncharacterized. The transcript has 5 exons. The record is from RefSeq and is a predicted model, not a curated record. The coding region runs from base 1 to 1047 and encodes 348 amino acids. Lineage: Eukaryota; Metazoa; Arthropoda; Insecta; Diptera; Culicidae.
AUGAUGCUGCUACAUUUACGAUCUCUUCGUUCUUGGCUCGUUUCAAGCGACCAUAGCUUGCGUGUCACUGUAAACAGUAUAUUUUGGCUCAGUUGCUUACUGGGGCUACUUUUCGUGCAGUUCAGACGGCUCCUGAAGCGACUAUUGCGCCUUGGUCGCAUCAAAGCACAAAAGCAUGAUCAAAUCGUGCAUCAUCUUUGGAAUAUCUGCUUCUACACUACCGCCACCGUUUUUCUGCUUCUGUACCAGAAGUUUUUAAUACAGCCCGAGAUGAUACGAGAAAGCGGAAAGUUUUUCCCGCAGUAUUUAAACGCGAUUUUUGCCACGGCCUGCGAUUCUGCCAAGUUCGAAAUCAUCACAUUAGUGCUGGUGUCGUUCAAGGUGAUCGGCACCGUAGCGAAACUGUCGAACGGGGAUUACUCGGUGGCGUUCUCGAAUGCCCUGUGCUCCACACUGCUCUUAUGUUGUCUUGUGCUACGCUUGGAGAACUACAGCAUACUACUGAACAUGUACCUUGCAAUUUACUACACUUUUGAAGAUACUUUUAUGCUGUACGCGUCGCACACGUCCAUCAUAGGGGACGUUAAGUUGACCUUUUUAGUUUUGCUGAAAUGUUUCACCUGGUGCUAUCUUUUCCUCAAUUUGCUCCCCUUCGAGUUCCUUAUACCUACGCUGUAUGCUCGCCAUGAGCUGUUUUCGCUUAAACUGUGCUUUUGGUUAUGGUAUUGCUCGUGCGUAUGGAACUCUCCUUUACUAAAAUUGCUGUAUCAUAAAAUAUAUCAUCCGCAUCCCAACGACUGUGCGGGCGGAAACUCUGCCCAACGUUGCAUUCUGUCUACCGACUGGCAGAACUUUCGACAUUUUCGCAACCUCAAACAAGCCUAUUAUGAGUUGAACCAUCAAGAAUGGAAGAUAGUCAUCCCUGCAAGUGCAUCAGAAAGUGUAACAUUAACAGCGUUCCAAACGAUCAAAUGCGUGGUUAAUUUAAAGCGCAAGUUGAAGCGGAUACGCGAAAAGAACCAGCAGCUGGCAAACCAUGAGGAGUAAGAUAGCACCUGAGUAACACCAAAAACAACUGAUCUCGAAGAUACAAUCCUGCUGCAACUCCUGUCUCUCUUCCUUCGCUAUCUUGCUGCAUGCAUUCCUGUUGGAGAAGAAUCAUCACAGGAAGCUAGAAGGCUAGAUUAUAAAACCAUUCUAAGGCAGAAGCAAAGCAAACAUAACUUAUUAUUAUUUGUUAGAGUGGAAAGAGGGAAACUAAAUUCGAAGUAACAUAUCUCCGGUGGAGGGAGAAUAUUGAUGAUAGAAGAAAAAGAAAUCUUCAACAAAUUAUGAGUACAUCUUGAAUAUAAUAUUUGG